AUGGUGCAAGUUACACGCGCAUUGUGCAAGAAAAGAGUUAAAGGUCUCAUCAAAGAAAUGAAAUUGAGGCCUUACAUUUCCAAUACUGGCAGUAAUGUUGGCAAUGCUACGUGCCUUCAUGAAAUGGCUGCGUUAAUGACGUGUUGGAAGGAGAAUGAGUUUCAAGAUAGUGCUUGUGGAAAGGAAAUUACAGCAUUCAUGGCAUGUACGAACCAAGUUGCAGCUCAACAAAGUAAGGAGAAAGAGAUGACUACUGACGCCAGCUCAAAGAACACUGCAGAGGUCAUUAAUUCUGUUUUAAGGCGCUACGAUAAACGCACUCAAAGAAGUGAGACAGCUAAUGAAUUGUAUCGACCUUAUCUGAAUUAA
This is a messenger RNA of Trichoplax adhaerens, 369 nucleotides long. RefSeq lists its product as uncharacterized. Gene Ontology annotation, cellular component: mitochondrial ribosome. Gene Ontology annotation, biological process: mitochondrial translation. The transcript has 4 exons. Gene Ontology annotation, molecular function: RNA binding. The record is from RefSeq and is a predicted model, not a curated record. Bases 1 to 369 code for a protein of 122 amino acids. Lineage: Eukaryota; Metazoa; Placozoa; Uniplacotomia; Trichoplacea; Trichoplacidae.